CUUAAACUUGCGGUCUCAACCAUCCCACAGUGAGAGGCAUCUAUGCUGUGUGAAAGGAGGACCUGACUUGCUACAAACCCAGACCAGGUACUGCGGCACUGCUAUCAUCCACAGUACUGAUUCCAACAGGAAGCAGAGACUUGGACUGGACCAUGGCCACCAAGGAAGUUAACAGAGCACAGGUGGUUAGAACCAUGAAGGUGCGUACUUCCCUCAAGGGAGACGGCAGCUGGAUCCGUAGAGUGACAGACCUAGAUGAAGAAGAGGGACAACCACGUAAGCCAGAACUUCCAAAGAAACCCACUGGUCUCUUUUCAGCUGAAUCCAGCCCUGUUACCUCUCUUGCUCCAUGCAACCCCUACAGUCCUACAGUGACACCAGAUGUUGACCCACUGACCCCUGAGGAAAUCACCAAAUGGUCAUUGACAUCUAGCAGGGUCAGACCCCUGGCAAAGUCCUAUGUCCUCUCAGCAGCUAAGAAAUUUGAAUCUCUGGAUUCCCCAACGAGCCCCCCACCAUUCAAAAUCAGCCAGUCACAUAUAAGUAGGCCUGAAGAGUUGUCAGAAGCUGUGGAGGAGUCGGACCCACCAACAGCAGAAUCAAAAGACAAAUCUCUUGGGAAACCUGUGGAACAACCUGCAGUGGAGGAAUCUGUAGAUGCACCUGCUGACCAACCAGAGGCAGCAGAGCCCUCUGAGACAACGACUGAGGAUCCUGCAUCUGUGGAAGAAGCUGAUGGAGAACUCAUCGCAAAACUCACUGCAGAACCCACCGUGGGACCCACAGUGGAACCAGCAAGUGAAAUUCAAUCAGAAGAGGCUGCUGUAGAAUCAGUCUUAGAACCUGUAGUGAAACCUGUUGACAGUGUUUCUGAAGAACCUGCAGUUAGGCCAGCGGCUGUGGAGGCAAUUGAACUUGUAGUUGAGCCUGUGGCUGCAGUUAAACCUGUAGUUGAGCCCGUGGCUGCAGUUAAACCUGUAGUUGAGCCUGUGGCUGCAGCUAAACCUGUAGUUGAGCCUGUGGCUGCAGGUAAACCUGUAGUUGAGCCCAUGGCUGCAGUUAAACCUGUAGUUGAGCCUGUGGCUGCAGUUAAACCUGUAGUUGAGCCCGUGGCUGCAGUUAAACCUGUAGUUGAGCCUGUGGCUGCAGUUAAACCUGUAGUUGAGCCUGUGGCUACAGUUAAGCCUGUAGUUGAGCCUGUGGCUGCAUUUAAACCUGUAGUUGAGCCUGUGGCUGCAGUUAAACCUGUAGUUGAGCCUGUGGCUGCAGUUAAACCUGUAGUUGAGCCUGUGGCUGCAGCUAAACCUGUAGUUGAGCCUGUGGCUGCAGUUAAACCUGUAGUUGAGCCUGUGGCUGCAGUUAAACCUGUAGUUGAGCCUGUGGCUGCAGUUAAACCUGUAGUUGAGCCUGUGGCUGCAGUUAACCCUGUAGUUGAGCCUGUGGCUGCAGUUAAACCUGUAGUUGAGACUGUGGCUGCAGUCAAACCUGUAGUUGAGCCCGUGGCUGCAGUUAAACCUCUAGUUGAGCCCGUGGCUGCAGUUAAACCUGUAGUUGAGCCUGUGGCUGCAGCUAAACCUGUAGUUGAGCCUGUUGCUGCAGUUAAACCUGUAGUUGAGCCCGUGGCUGCAGUUAAACCUGUAGUUGAGCCUGUGGCUGCAGUUAAACCUGUAGUUGAGCCCGUGGCUGCAGUUAAACCUGUAGUUGAGCCUGUGGCUGCAGUUAAACCUGUAGUUGAGCCCAUGGCUGCAGUUAAACCUGUAGUUGAGCCCGUGGCUGCAGUUAAACCUGUAGUUGAGCCUGUGGCUGCAGUUAAACCUGUAGUUGAGCCUGUGGCUGCAGUUAAACCUGUAGUUGAGGAGUCAACAUCUGAACCCAUCAUUGAAGCUGAAGCUGAAGCUGUGGCUGAAGCAGCUGUUGAAGUUGUUCAGGAAUUAUCAGCUUCUAUUGAACUUGAGGAGGCAUUAGACGUGGAGCUACCUGCUGCUGAAGUCGUGGCAGAUGAUAUAAUAGCACCUGCAUCAGAACCUACACCAUCCCCUUGUGGGGGUCAGGUUCCAUCACUCAUUCAGCAACAGGAGGAUGCUGAACCCCAGCAUCAGAUAGUCCAUGACUUUCGUCACACCAAGGAUGGCAAAGCUAUUUGUUCAUACUGUGACAAGUCAAUUGAUGGAAAUGUCAAGAUCACAAUCAAUUACCCACAAAUCUACAGCCAUCCAGACUGUUUUAAGUGCGGAUUGUGCAGUAAGGCCUUGGGGGACAUGACGACCUCCAUGUUCGUGCAUGGGAGAGUGAUCCACUGUGAUGGCUGCUUUAUUAAAACCAUGUAGGCCCCAGGGCUUCUCAUCACCUUGACACAGAGGGCACAACAGUGUCAUCCCUGGAACAUCCCUGUCACCAACACAACCAUUUUGACAGAUUACUUGCUAACACUGUUCAUUUUUUGUUGUUGUAUGAUGUUAUAAUUCCAGAGUUAUCAUCAAUUUUCCUUCCCUGACACUGAAUGCCAUUCUUUUGUGAAUGUAAGACUUUUUUUCUGUAAACAAAUAAUAUGUUUUUCCCCAUUUAGUGUGUUUUCACCAUGUGGAGGACAUGUAUAUCUUUAAUGAGAAAAAAAUAUAUAAAUGAUUUUAUGACCGUUUC
Messenger RNA from Oncorhynchus gorbuscha (pink salmon), 2640 nucleotides. Its product is annotated as calphotin-like. Bases 153 to 2327 code for a protein of 724 amino acids. The record is from RefSeq and is a predicted model, not a curated record. Lineage: Eukaryota; Metazoa; Chordata; Actinopteri; Salmoniformes; Salmonidae. The transcript has 10 exons.